Penicillium brasilianum is the source of this 1508-nucleotide messenger RNA. The record is from the annotation of a GenBank genome assembly. NCBI's taxonomy places the organism in Eukaryota, Fungi, Ascomycota, Eurotiomycetes, Eurotiales, Aspergillaceae.
CUCACGUCCAGGUAUUCUUCAUUCUCUGAGACCUUCCACCCUGACUUGCAGGGAUGGGUGAUUCAACUACUAUGGGGUCCAGUGGCCCACUUCAAGAGGAGGUGGAGCUCACUGAUGACCAGAUUCAACAACUGUUGCUUGAAGCAGAGAACCGACUGCGUGGUUCGGACAGCCAGAUCACCCCGGUCGACGAUGCCGCUUCCAUUCGAAUUCCCAAAUUGUCUACAAGCUCUACUUUGACGCCCUACAUGCGUCCGGGUGCUGAGGAAAUUGCUACCGUUGACUCGGCUCAGCUCAUCGAUCCCAAGCAAAAGAAGCUGUCCAACUCUCUUCGGUCUGUUGCAACGAAAACUGCUGCCAAGAAGGACAAGGCUACCGCCGGACCCGAUUGGUUCAACCUCCCCAAGACCGAAUUGACCCCAGAGCUCAAGAGAGAUCUACAGCUCAUUCGGAUGCGUUCGGUGCUUGACUCUAAGAGGCAUUACAAGAAAGAGAAUGGCAAGGCCAAGAUCCCCGAGUUUUCGCAGGUCGGCACCAUCAUCCAGGGUCCCACCGAGUUCUUCAGUGGUCGUAUCGCCAAGAAGGACCGCAAGAAGAACUUUGUCGAGGAGGUUUUGGCGCUGGAGCGGGAGAACAAACGUUUCGAGUCCAAAUACCGCGACAUCCAAGCCUCCAAGACCAGUGGAAAGAAGGCUUUCUACAAGAGCGUGCAAGCCAAGAGGAAUCGGAAGAUGAAAUGAGAUUAGAACGACCACUGUACCGGCCGUUUCAGUAUAUUCAUGGUCUGUUGGAGUCUAUUCUACAAAGACUAUACAUACCUGGCGGCAUCCAUGUUGGCUCUGGAGGACAAUCCCAUCUAUGCCUGCCCGAAGACGCUCACAAGACUUUGCAAUACCAAUUUCUGCAAUUGUCAGUCGUUGAUUCGCUGGUACUGGUGAGGACAAUGUAUCUCACCUGCAUGUCCAAUGCCGCGUUGCGGCCAGCCUCCAGGACUUCCUCGUGUCCAGCCUUCCCCUCUUCGAUGAUGGCGUUGAGCUCACCAGCGUCCUUUCCCUGGAGCAAUUGCUCAUCGCCACGAGGGACGGGUGCCAGCACUGCAUUGUUGGUAACCAGGCUAAAGGCCAACACGCGAAGCCCACAGUGCCUCGCCACCACGAUCUCUGGCACGGUCGACAUGCCCACUACAUCGGCACCGAGCAUCCGCAGCAUGCGGCUCUCCGCUCUCGUCUCAUAGCUUUGCCUGGUCAGAAUUAUGGCAGUAGAUGAAUGCACAGUAAGUGGGAGAAACUUACGUGGGACCUCCAACGAAGGCAUACACUCCUUCGUGCAGCUUCCUCGUGCUUUGGGCAGGGAUGACUUGCUUCCACGCUUGGUGUACCUGACGACGAAGGUCCAGGUCAUAUGCGUCGGACAGGGGUGGGAAACGGACUCCAAAUUCGUCCUCGUUGGGUCCUCGGAGGGGAUGAACUCCCGCUAAACCGGCGAGGAAGAUGUGCUAGAAGCCAUCA